This is a messenger RNA of Stylophora pistillata, 1672 nucleotides long. RefSeq names its product tubulin beta chain. Gene Ontology annotation, cellular component: microtubule. Gene Ontology annotation, molecular function: structural constituent of cytoskeleton; GTP binding; GTPase activity. Gene Ontology annotation, biological process: microtubule-based process. The record is from RefSeq and is a predicted model, not a curated record. Lineage: Eukaryota; Metazoa; Cnidaria; Anthozoa; Scleractinia; Pocilloporidae.
UAGAACUUCCUUCGUUCGCUCAAAAAAAUUUUCCAAGAUGCGAGAAAUUGUUCAUCUUCAGGCUGGCCAGUGCGGUAACCAAAUCGGAGCUAAGUUCUGGGAGGUUAUCUCGGACGAGCACGGCAUCGAUCCAACUGGCACUUACCACGGCGAUUCCGACCUCCAGUUGGAAAGGAUCAACGUUUAUUAUAAUGAAGCUACAGGUGGAAAGUAUGUUCCCAGAGCUUGUCUCGUCGAUUUGGAACCCGGUACGAUGGAUUCCGUUCGUUCAGGUCCCUUCGGACAAAUCUUCAGGCCAGACAACUUUGUCUUCGGUCAAAGCGGAGCUGGAAACAACUGGGCUAAAGGACACUACACCGAGGGAGCUGAGUUGGUAGACUCUGUACUCGAUGUGGUUCGCAAAGAAGCAGAAGGCUGUGACUGUCUGCAAGGUUUUCAACUCACACACUCGCUCGGCGGCGGAACCGGCUCGGGUAUGGGAACCCUUCUCAUUUCGAAGAUCAGAGAAGAAUAUCCUGACAGAAUCAUGAACACCUUCAGCGUCGUACCGUCACCAAAAGUAUCAGACACCGUUGUGGAGCCUUACAACGCCACUCUGUCCGUACAUCAGUUGGUUGAGAACACAGAUGAAACAUACUGCAUCGACAAUGAAGCACUUUACGAUAUCUGCUUCCGAACUCUGAAGCUCACCACACCAACCUAUGGCGACUUGAACCACCUUGUAUCAGCUACCAUGAGCGGUGUAACAACUUGCCUUCGAUUCCCUGGCCAGUUGAAUGCAGAUCUCAGGAAAUUGGCAGUGAACAUGGUUCCUUUCCCGCGUCUUCACUUCUUCAUGCCUGGAUUUGCUCCCCUCACAAGCAGAGGAUCCCAGCAGUACCGUGCACUCACUGUACCAGAGCUUACCCAACAGAUGUUUGACGCCAAGAACAUGAUGGCUGCCUGUGAUCCAAGGCAUGGACGUUACCUAACUGUGGCAACAAUGUUCCGUGGCCGUAUGUCCAUGAAGGAAGUUGAUGAACAGAUGUUGAACGUGCAGAACAAGAACAGCUCCUACUUUGUGGAAUGGAUCCCCAACAAUGUGAAGACCGCUGUCUGUGAUAUCCCUCCCCGUGGAUUGAAGAUGUCCUCUACCUUCAUUGGCAACAGCACAGCCAUCCAGGAACUGUUCAAGCGAAUCAGCGAACAGUUCACCGCUAUGUUCAGGCGCAAAGCCUUCUUGCAUUGGUACACUGGAGAGGGUAUGGAUGAGAUGGAGUUCACCGAGGCUGAAUCCAACAUGAACGAUCUUGUUUCUGAGUACCAACAGUACCAGGAUGCCACGGCAGAAGACGAAGGAGAGUUUGACGAAGAGGAAGAGGCUGGAGACGAGGACGCAGCAUAAAUUGUGUGAAGACCCAAAGUAACAAUUCGCAGGAAAUACAUGAACUUUUCCAUAUCUUGAAAUUAAACAGGAUGUUCUAGCUGCUUGCCUCACAACUACUGGUUUUAUUUCUAGCGAAUAACCAAACUUGAAACGACUCUUAGGCUUUUUUAUUUCCUUAAAAUGUAGGUAGGGCCUUAGAACACUCUGAAAAUUUGAUGUAGCAGUAACCGUAUUCAAACUAGUCUUUCCGUAGUUUAAACUGUUAACGAUUUCUGGACAAUAAAGACAACGAAUUCCUGCAUAUAA